UUGUACUAGAAAUGAAUUAAGUUUCAAGUUAUACACCAUUAGAAAAUAACAUAGGUAGUUAUCAUCUAAAAAUAAUGGAGAUACAAAAUGUAAUAUCAACACAAAGUUGUGAAUUAAUUUUUUUUGAAACAAAGUUGUGAAUUAAAUCAAACUUACUAGAUUUGAUCAUGGCACAGUUCUUCUUGUACACUUCAAUCCUCUGCCAUCUGCUUCAUUCCAUCUCCUUUCUGAGUUUAACAGUUGGAGCAGUUGACUAUUGCAGUCUUUUACCAAAUCAAACACUUGUUCUUGGGCAGACACUGAUUUCUCAAAACCAAGUUUUUGAAAUGGGUUUCUUCUCACCUGGAAAAUCUUCAAAUAGAUUCUUGGGAAUAUGGUACAAGAGCACACCAGAAGUAGUAGUCUGGGUUGCAAACAGAAACCAUCCCAUCGCGGCCUCACAAGCACCAGUUUUCAUGAUCUCCAGAAAUGGAAGUCUUGUUAUAAGCAGUGGCAAAAGCAUUAUCUGGGUGGCGAAUUCAUCAGCAUCAGGGGUGGCAUCAAAUCCAGUUUUACAGCUCCUGGAUACUGGAAACAUGGUUCUUUUAAACGACAACACAAGCACGACGGAGGGCUACAUGUGGCAGAGUUUUGAUUACCCAACUGACACCAUGUUACCAGGAAUGAAAUUGGUGGAUGAUGUUGAUGCUGGUGUUGAGAGAUAUCUGACGUCAUGGAGAAGUCCGGACGAUCCAUCUCCCGGUGAAUAUGUUCACAGGAUCCAAAAUCGGGGCUUGGCUGAGACGGUGACUCUAAGAGGGGCAAGCAAAAGAUACCGAGUAGGACAGUGGAAUGGGAUGUAUUUUUGUGGUAACGCACCCUUUCCCAAUUCCAUUUUCAAAACAGAACUGGUUUUCAGGCAAGAGAGGUUGAUAUCCAUUGAAGAGGUCUAUGAGAACUCAAUUCCGGUGAGAACUACUUUGGAUACAUCUGGUACACUCCAGCGCCAUACCAUGAAUAUCAGAAAAGACAAGUGGAAUCAUGUCAUCUCUUUUCCACAAGAUACGUGCGAUGAAUAUGAUAGCUGUGGCCACAACUGUAUCUGCAGAUCUGACAGGCCAAUUAGAUGCCAAUGUUUAAAGGGAUUUGCUCCCAAGCUCCAAAAGGAUUGGGAUCUUCACGAUUGGUCGGGUGGAUGUAUUAGAACUAAACCGUUGAAUUGUGAGGGCGGAGAUGGAUUUCAAGAGAUUAGAGGGGUGAAGUAUCCUGAUACCUUGAGAUGUCUGUUAAAUACAAGCAUGAGCCUCGCUGAGUGCAAAUCUGAGUGCCUUAAAAACUGUAGUUGCACCGCUUAUGCUAAUUCGUUCACCACCAAUGGGGGCAAUGGCUGCUUGAUGUGGUUUGGUGAUCUCAUGGAUACCAAAGGACUCUCUGCAGCAGAUAGUAAGCAGAAGAUCUAUAUCCGUGUGCCACUUUCUGAACAAGAUUUUAGCAGAGGUUUAGAAGAAGAGGAGAAUAAAAGGCCUACUAAAUUCAUACUGGUAUCAAUUGCUUCUGGUGUUCUCGUCUCAGCCAUUAUCAAUGGAGCAGUACUUUUUAUGUCAAGACGAAAGAGGCAAGUAAAAUGGAAUGAUGAGGAUUUAGAAUUAACUGUGAUCAAAAUGGCAACUAUUGUGCAAGCCACAAAUAAUUUCUCAACGGAAAACAACAUUGGAGUCGGAGGUUUCGGUACUGUUUACAAGGGGAAAAUGCUAUCAGGGGAAGAAAUUGCUGUCAAAAGAUUAUCGAAAUCUUCACAACAGGGUCUGGAAGAAUUCAGAAAUGAAGUUAUGGUGAUUGCAAAACUUCAACACAGAAAUCUUGUAAGACUAUUGGGAUGUUGCAUUGAAGAAGAAGAAAGGAUGCUAAUCUAUGAAUACCUGCAGAAUAAAAGCCUUGACCUCUUUGUUUUUGAUAACAGUGGGAGGAGACUAUUGACAUGGCCUAAGCGUUUUAAGAUUAUGAUGGGAAUUGCAAGGGGACUGCUAUAUCUCCAUCACGAUUCCAGAUUAAAGAUUAUUCAUAGGGAUCUCAAAACGAGUAAUAUUUUACUAGACGGACAUUUAAAUCCAAAAAUAUCAGAUUUCGGCUUAGCAAGAAUAUUUGAAGAGGAUCAAUCUCUUGCCAGAACAAAAAGGGUCGUUGGGACAUAUGGAUAUAUGGCUCCGGAAUAUGCAAUUGAUGGGAAAUUCUCGGUGAAAUCUGACAUCUUUAGUCUUGGAGUGGUUUUGUUGGAGAUUAUCAGUGGGAAAAAGAACAGAGGAUAUGGAGGCUCCGACCACUAUCUUAACCUCUUGGGCCAUGCAUGGUUGCUAUGGAAAGAAAACAGGAUUGUGGAGUUGAUGGAUGAGUAUUUGAAUGAUACAUUUGAGGAGUGUGAAGUGAAGAGAUGCAUGCAAGUGGGAUUAUUAUGUGUUCAGAAAUUUGCAGAAGAUAGGCCAAACAUGUCAUCUGUGGUUUCAAUGUUAGGAAAUGAUGGAGUAAUUUUGGCAGAACCUAAAGAGCCUGGGUUUUUUAUGGAGAGAAGUUGCAGUCUUGCGAGAAGUAGUACUUCAGAAGAUAAAACAUUGACCAUUACUGACCUGGAGGGCAGAUGAGGAGCUCCACAUCCAUCGUUUCUCGCUCUAAUUCUAAUCUUUUUCCGACGACGACUGAGGAUUGUAGUUGUGUGUGUUGUCGAUAAAUUGAAUUUGAAGUUGAAGGUUAGGCGAAAAUUAGGCAUCUCAUUUUUGAAUGAGCUGGUCUUGUGUGAGGUCACCGCAUACUAUGCGGUUGGGUCAGCCCUGACCCGACCCGUAUCAAAAUAUAUUUUCCAGAUUUUGAUAAAUAUAAACAAUUGUGUGGGGUGGUGCAAUUUGCAACA
Salvia miltiorrhiza (redroot sage) is the source of this 2881-nucleotide messenger RNA. RefSeq names its product G-type lectin S-receptor-like serine/threonine-protein kinase At4g27290. The coding region runs from base 168 to 2615 and encodes 815 amino acids. Gene Ontology annotation, biological process: recognition of pollen; protein phosphorylation. Lineage: Eukaryota; Viridiplantae; Streptophyta; Magnoliopsida; Lamiales; Lamiaceae. The record is from RefSeq and is a predicted model, not a curated record. The transcript is spliced from 7 exons. Gene Ontology annotation, molecular function: protein serine/threonine kinase activity; ATP binding.